AUGGUCAUUACUAAAGCGAAUAUCAAACCUAGAGGGACACUUUCUUUAAAGACAUCAAAAGUGAAAACCACAACACAAGGUAAGGAGGUUAUCUCUCCUAAAAAACUUAAUGAAGUUAAAUUACCUUCCCAUAAUAUGAAAUCUACUUCAGAACCUGGAACAAGCUUAGUUAAUGAAUGGACUGAGGGCUGGAACGAUGUUGGAUUCCACGGCUCGGAUCAGUUCCCGACACCUAACAUCGAUGCCCUCGCCUAUAAUGGUGUUAUCCUCAACAAACAUUACGUCCAGCAGACUUGUUCGCCCUCCAGGUCAGCAUUGAUGACUGGAAGAUACCCCAUACAUACGAGUAAGUACAUAUCUAUCAGCUGA
Messenger RNA from Nezara viridula (southern green stink bug), 369 nucleotides. Lineage: Eukaryota; Metazoa; Arthropoda; Insecta; Hemiptera; Pentatomidae. The record is from the annotation of a GenBank genome assembly.